Heterobilharzia americana is the source of this 4583-nucleotide messenger RNA. NCBI's taxonomy places the organism in Eukaryota, Metazoa, Platyhelminthes, Trematoda, Strigeidida, Schistosomatidae. The record is from the annotation of a GenBank genome assembly.
AUGCGUCGUGCUUUGUUCACUCCUGUCCCAUACGCAGCAUUCUCCUCCUCAUUUACACCAAUUAUAUGGUUCGAAGCACUAGAUUACAGGCUUUUAACCGCAAAACAAGGCCUGCAGGCAUCAUCAUCAUCAUCAUCAUCAUCAUCAUCAUCAUCAUCAUCAUCAUCAUCAUCAUCAUCAUCAUCAUCAUCAUCAUCAUCAUCAUCAUCAUCAUCAUCAUCAUCAUCAUCAUCAUCAUCAUCAUCAUCAUCAUCAUCAUCAUCAUCAUCAUCAUCAUCAUCAUCAUCAUCAUCAUCAUCAUCAUCAUCAUCAUCAUCAUCAUCAUCAUCAUCAUCAUCAUCAUCAUCAUCAUCAUCAUCAUCAUCAUCAUCAUCAUCAUCAUCAUCAUCAUCAUCAUCAUCAUCAUCAUCAUCAUCAUCAUCAUCAUCAUCAUCAUCAUCAUCAUCAUCAUCAUCAUCAUCAUCAUCAUCAUCAUCAUCAUCAUCAUCAUCAUCAUCAUCAUCAUCAUCAUCAUCAUCAUCAUCAUCAUCAUCAUCAUCAUCAUCAUCAUCAUCAUCAUCAUCAUCAUCAUCAUCAUCAUCAUCAUCAUCAUCAUCAUCAUCAUCAUCAUCAUCAUCAUCAUCAUCAUCAUCAUCAUCAUCAUCAUCAUCAUCAUCAUCAUCAUCAUCAUCAUCAUCAUCAUCAUCAUCAUCAUCAUCAUCAUCAUCAUCAUCAUCAUCAUCAUCAUCAUCAUCAUCAUCAUCAUCAUCAUCAUCAUCAUCAUCAUCAUCAUCAUCAUCAUCAUCAUCAUCAUCAUCAUCAUCAUCAUCAUCAUCAUCAUCAUCAUCAUCAUCAUCAUCAUCAUCAUCAUCAUCAUCAUCAUCAUCAUCAUCAUCAUCAUCAUCAUCAUCAUCAUCAUCAUCAUCAUCAUCAUCAUCAUCAUCAUCAUCAUCAUCAUCAUCAUCAUCAUCAUCAUCAUCAUCAUCAUCAUCAUCAUCAUCAUCAUCAUCAUCAUCAUCAUCAUCAUCAUCAUCAUCAUCAUCAUCAUCAUCAUCAUCAUCAUCAUCAUCAUCAUCAUCAUCAUCAUCAUCAUCAUCAUCAUCAUCAUCAUCAUCAUCAUCAUCAUCAUCAUCAUCAUCAUCAUCAUCAUCAUCAUCAUCAUCAUCAUCAUCAUCAUCAUCAUCAUCAUCAUCAUCAUCAUCAUCAUCAUCAUCAUCAUCAUCAUCAUCAUCAUCAUCAUCAUCAUCAUCAUCAUCAUCAUCAUCAUCAUCAUCAUCAUCAUCAUCAUCAUCAUCAUCAUCAUCAUCAUCAUCAUCAUCAUCAUCAUCAUCAUCAUCAUCAUCAUCAUCAUCAUCAUCAUCAUCAUCAUCAUCAUCAUCAUCAUCAUCAUCAUCAUCAUCAUCAUCAUCAUCAUCAUCAUCAUCAUCAUCAUCAUCAUCAUCAUCAUCAUCAUCAUCAUCAUCAUCAUCAUCAUCAUCAUCAUCAUCAUCAUCAUCAUCAUCAUCAUCAUCAUCAUCAUCAUCAUCAUCAUCAUCAUCAUCAUCAUCAUCAUCAUCAUCAUCAUCAUCAUCAUCAUCAUCAUCAUCAUCAUCAUCAUCAUCAUCAUCAUCAUCAUCAUCAUCAUCAUCAUCAUCAUCAUCAUCAUCAUCAUCAUCAUCAUCAUCAUCAUCAUCAUCAUCAUCAUCAUCAUCAUCAUCAUCAUCAUCAUCAUCAUCAUCAUCAUCAUCAUCAUCAUCAUCAUCAUCAUCAUCAUCAUCAUCAUCAUCAUCAUCAUCAUCAUCAUCAUCAUCAUCAUCAUCAUCAUCAUCAUCAUCAUCAUCAUCAUCAUCAUCAUCAUCAUCAUCAUCAUCAUCAUCAUCAUCAUCAUCAUCAUCAUCAUCAUCAUCAUCAUCAUCAUCAUCAUCAUCAUCAUCAUCAUCAUCAUCAUCAUCAUCAUCAUCAUCAUCAUCAUCAUCAUCAUCAUCAUCAUCAUCAUCAUCAUCAUCAUCAUCAUCAUCAUCAUCAUCAUCAUCAUCAUCAUCAUCAUCAUCAUCAUCAUCAUCAUCAUCAUCAUCAUCAUCAUCAUCAUCAUCAUCAUCAUCAUCAUCAUCAUCAUCAUCAUCAUCAUCAUCAUCAUCAUCAUCAUCAUCAUCAUCAUCAUCAUCAUCAUCAUCAUCAUCAUCAUCAUCAUCACCAUCAUCAUCAUCGUCAUGAUCAACAUCAACAUCAACAUCAUCGACAUAGGUCCAGGCAUUUUUUUGUAAGUGUCCGAGUUGGCAUACCUCAUAUCAGUACAUCAAGUAAAAAGGUAGUGAGGCGAAGGAUAAAGAUAAGUGAAUGAAUCAAAUGAAAUAUAAAGUACGAGAAUAAAGGAAAGAGGAGUGACAAAAUGGUGAGAUUCGGUAUAGCGUUAUUAAGAUGAGGAUAAUGUGUGUAUACAUCUGCGCCAUUGACUUCGGUUCUCAGCCAUAUCGCCUAGGGUCUCCAACCACUGGUUCCUCUUGUCCCACGGACCCCAACCACCUAGUCUGCAUCGUCCUACAUGGCUUAAAUCAACAGUCAGAGACUUCGUAAAUUGGUGCCAUGUUUUAGUCUGGCUACCUCGGGCUUUUUUCCAGCCUGGACCCACCUCAGUCAACAUUGUGUGACGAGGUAAUCGGUGACUAGGCAUACGUAGUACGUGUCCCAACCAUCUCAGUCGAUGAAGGUUCACAACAUCGGCGACUGACUUACCUCUUCUGCCCAAAACACUACACCUAACUUCUGCAUUACUCACAUGGUGACACCACGGAAUACGUCCUAUACUACGAAGGCAACGUUGGUUAAACACGUGAAACCUUUUUGUAUCCUCCACUUUCAAUGGCCAUGUUUCACAGCCAUACAGUAGAACAGACCGGACUGCUGUGCAGUACACGCGACCCUAAAUAGGCAAACGAAUAUCACGACGGCGCCGCAGGUGGCGCAAGUUGGCAAAAGCCAAUCGAGCCUUUUGUAUCCGUGCAGAAAUCUGAUCGGCAACUAACCCACCAGGGUUGAUCCUACUUCCCAGGUAAGUGAAGUGGUCAACACACUCAACCACUUCACUCUCUAUUGUUAGCCGCGGUACCGCUGAAGACCAGUCCUGGAGCAAACAAUUGCAUUUGGGUGGUGAAAAUCGCAUCCCAAACAUUCUCAAAUUCCCACUCAAAGUGUUUAGAAGACUCUGCAUCUUGUCAGCGUCUUCACCCAACAGGACUAUGCUCUUAAGGACAUCAUGAUAGCCACUCCAAAACUCAAUGUGCACGUGGUUGUCGUCUGGGUGACAAUAUCGGAGUAGACUAUUGACUCUCCAGUUGACAGUUUGGAGAGUCCACUCCCAUUCCAUCUACUUUCGCAAAUUCCAAGCACUUCUAUGCCAUGCCUUCUCAUCUCUUUUGCAAUCUGGGCUGCCCUGCUGGGUUCAAACAUCGUGCGGACAUUCCAUGUCCCCACGUUUACUUUCGCUUUCAUCGAGAGAAGACAUAUCGGCCAAUUGGCUUCCUGAAUACUUUCAUCAACCAACGUCAUUUCGACUCCCCGAUUCCGGCGAGGAAUAAGUUUGUUUUAUGUUUUACAUUUUCUUCAUGCUUUAAAGUUUCUUUGGCGGUUGGAUUGGUUUUGCGGGAUAGGGUUGCUAGCCCUAUGCCUAACCUUGCCUCUUUAUCCGGGCUUAGGACCGACUAGUAACUAGUGAACUAAUUAACCAGGCGAGGUUACAGUAAUUGUAACGUGAUUGAUAUUUUAUAUAUGUUGGAUUAUGGAAAUAAUUCAUGAGCACCAAAAAAGCAGAGCAAAAUGAUGCAGUCUGUUUGGUUUCAGUAAACAGAGACAAUCAUGAUCAUAAAUUUAACUAGAAGAAUGUGGAAUUAUCCAAAGAGUAGGUCCAAAAGCAGCAGGAGAACUUCUAGAAGCAUGGUAUUCCAAUGAAAAGUCAACCAACAGACACAUGGAUACAGACCGAAUCAACAAUCUGCUUAACAAGAAAAUAGCUAUUAGUCAACCAAGUGAAAACUGCCCGAACAAAUCAAUAAUAAAACAGUGCGACAGUAACAAACAGACCACGUACAUUCCAACGGAAAGUUUCUAUCAGCGUUACGAAAUGAAAUGUAAGAUCAAAAAGUGGUGAAAGUCUAUCCGCCAACUUACUGUUGGACAACACCCAACAUCACAAAAAUACUGCGUGAACAUUAGUGUAACACUUGUAUAUGCUUCACUUCCUUAUGCACUUAGUGCUGAGGAUGUCACUAAGCCUGGUGGUGUAAUAUCAGCGAGAAAAUACCAAAGUUCAGGGAAAUCAAACCAUCUAGAGUAUAUGGAAAUAUUGCAUUAUUUCUGCGUCGAACUCUUUCUUUACAAAGUGUAAGUGUCAUUCAGGUAAUUGGCUUGUAAUUCAAGCAUGCACUCAAGGUACUCAAAUUCCCUGACGGUACUAAGCGAGCACAUGACUUAAUUAAAGACCACCUUUUUGAAAUACACUAGUAUUUCAGUUACAAAACCAACCCAGUUAGUAAUAACUUCGAACUCAUAAUAAAAAUUAGUAUGAAGAAGUUGAAUGAGGGCGUUUCCUGCACCUAGAGAUAUCCACUACCUUCCUCGAAAUUAUAAAG